Molecule: messenger RNA, 6776 nt
Organism: Bombyx mori (domestic silkworm)
Lineage: Eukaryota; Metazoa; Arthropoda; Insecta; Lepidoptera; Bombycidae
Product: monoacylglycerol/Diacylglycerol O-acyltransferase
Exons: 7
Coding region: 606-1619 (337 amino acids)
Molecular function (GO): acyltransferase activity
Source: RefSeq, a predicted model, not a curated record
CGACGAGCACUCACGUGGACUCGUGACGUCAUCUGGAGGGGCAACUCGUCAUCUGGAGGGGCAACCGACCGACCAGCGGGGACAUCACGCCACCUCGGAUCACUUUUUGCUGGAAGCGCGCGCAGCGUUCACUUGUCUUAGAUUUAAUAUUCUGUGUCGAUCGUUCCAACCCACUUUUGUAUUUUUUUUUAUUUAUUCAAAUUAUUAAGCCGUUGCUAAAAUCAGAAGUGGGAUAGGGCUUGUGCCCUAUCCGCUUUUGGGUUAUCCUGGCGUACAGUUUAUUUUUAAAAUUUGCAUUAAAUUAACAACGUAAUGACCGAUAUACGUGUAACUGGAAGCAGGGUAGGAAGACGCUCGCAUUCGCCGAAUGUUCGAGACCAAUUAGGAAUAAUGUUGGCGCGUUUAAUUGCUUAAAACUCAAAUGUGAACGUUGCGCGUGAGUCGAGCCCGCUAGGGUCGGAGAUAGAAGACGCACGUCCCUCGACCGCGGACGGUGGUGGCGCCGGACCCGUGGUGGCGUUGGGAAUCACAUCACCGCCGCUGUCAGAGUCCCGCGCGUACGACGCUACAGACAGGAUCAUCGGAGCAUUAAGUGCACUGUCCAAAUGGAAUACGUUGACACAGAAUACAGCCUAUGGUUGACUUGGUUCCUGACUCCUGUUAUAGUGACCUUCCUCCUGCCGGCCGUCAUCAUAAUCCUCAUAUACAUCAGCAGUAUUAUAUUUCACCUGUACAGAUUAUAUAGAUUAAGGGUCGUUGCCGGAGUUCAAAGCGAUUGGCGUCACGCAGCGAGACUGGCUGUCUGUGCGUUGUGGGACGCUCACGGUUGGCUCUGGCACGGUUACGAGAUCCGAGGCCUUGAAAAUAUUCCAGACGGGCCGUUCCUCGUGAUCUACUAUCAUGGCGCUCUGCCCAUAGACAUGUACUACUUCAUAGCCAGGAUGCUGCUUUUCAAACGGAGGCACAUCCACACCGUCGCCGAUAGGAUUCUGUUUAAAAUACCGGGUUGGAAAGCGCUGCUUGAGGGCUUAUGCGUUAUACCUGGGACGGUCCAGACGUGCGCUUCCGUCCUGAAGGCCGGCAACCCUCUGGCCAUAUCGCCGGGUGGCGUUUACGAGGCCCAGUUCGGUGAUCACCACUACAGGUUGAACUGGAAGUCGCGAGUCGGCUUCGCGAAAGUCGCCCUCGAAGCUAAAGUGCCGAUAGUUCCGAUGUUCACUCAGAACGUCCGCGAGGCGUUCCGCACGGUCGGCUGGCUCCGUAACGUCUGGUUGAGGGUGUACGCCGCCAUUAGAGUGCCCCUCGCUCCAGUGUACGGCGGGUUCCCGGUCAAACUGGUCACGCACCUCGGUCCGGCCAUACCUUACGACCCGGAGGCCACACCGGAUCAGUUGCAGAAAAAGGUCGCCCAAGCAAUAGAAGAUUUAAUAGAGGAACAUCAAAGGAUUCCAGGCAGUAUAUUUUUAGCGUUGGCUGAACGAAUUCAAGAGCGGCCGAAACAGAAGAAAUCGAGCAACACCAAGCAACUGUCAAACGGGAAAUGUCAAAACGGGGACGUCAGAACGAAACAAAAUGGCGUCACUGACAGCAGUCAAAGUGACAAAGCAAAGGUGUCGUAAACUGACAGCCCGGUAUGUUUGUGUGCUAUAUUAAGCUUGUAGUUAGAAGAAGAAGCAAGUUUGAAUGUUACUUCAGAUUUUUUGGUUGACAAGAAAAAAAAACUGAGUUAUUUUAUUUUAUUAAAGUAAAACUGUAAAUGACUAAAUUUUUGUAUAUUUUGUUUGUAUUGUAUUGUUUAUAAUUGGGAGAAGCGUGACGGAAAACUGAUAAUGAAUAUCAGAGCGAAUCAAAAUUAGACUUGUUUUAAAAUUCUGUUAGUGUAAAAAUUCGUAAUUGAUUUGUUUCAAUUCGGAUGUCAUUUAUAUAAAUACCAAUUUAUUAAAACCUACUUAAUAAACUCUUCAAUUGUCAUUUUAUCAUUAAUCUAAUACAACAACAACAAAAAAACGGUCGAAUUCAAAACAAAAGCAUAUAGUGUCAAAACAAAUUCAGACAUUAAAAGGUUUGUGCAAUUGCAUUCAUUAUCUUCUUAAGUAGGCAGAAAAAACAAGUCCUACGAAAUAAAAAUAAAAUUAUCUUUUACAUUACUUUAGGUAAACUUCCUACGAAGCUAAUAAGCGGAGUGAUUACUAAAUAUGUUGGCUAAGCAUUAAACUAAAUGCUUGUCGUAUUUUUUUUCUUUUUACACGAUACGCCCUCGCGCACGGCACGCCGACAUGUAGUUUAUUGAAAUACAGGAACUUACUUACGUUUAUAUAGUGAGAACUAUAUAGGAUAGACGUACCUUACUAAUAUUAACAUUUCUGUUUAAAAAGGAACAAAACAGACAAGAAUUAGACCUAAAAACGUGUAUCCCUGUGUUAUAUAUAUAAAAAAAAAAAAAACAAUAACGUAUUGUCAAAAUCUGCCAUUUGUCAUUGGAUUUCUUGAAUAUUAUGUGUAUUAAUCUCUAAUUUGAUUUUAAAUCGAAAACAAUAUUCUCGCUUCAAAAUAUUGUUCAUGCGUAUGUACAUCAGUGUGCUUAGUGCGAGUUUUUUAACGUCCUCGAUAGCGUAAAAGUUAACCCAAUUUUGUGUGCAGUUGGAACAGCGCCCCUAGCGGCAAACGUAGGCAAACGAUCCCAUUCCAUACAAAUAUGAGUUAACUUUUACGCUAUCGAGAACGUUAAAAAACUCGCACUAAGCACACACUGAAGGGUCGUCAUAUACUUUGAUGCUUAAGUGUUACACGUUAAAGUCUACAAUUCUAUUUCAAAUUCUACGAUUUUACUACGUGUCUAAUUCUCGUACACGAGUAUAAAUAAAAUAAUAAAUAUUUACUAACGAACACGCCACGUUAACUGGUCCCGUGCUAAGUUCAUAAAGAACUUGUGUUACAGGUACCAGGUAACGGAAAUAAAUGUAAGAUUUUUAUUAUACAAAUACACAUAUUUAGUAUACAUCCAUAACCCUGGAAAAGACAUUUUAUAUUUGUCAUACAAAUAUCCUCCCUUGUCGGAUUCGAACCCGCGACCCCCUUGGGUAGUGACCAUGUCCCUUACCACUACACCAGACGGCCGUUAAGAUUUGAAAUGAAGUCAGAUUUCGUGUAAUGCUAUAUGAGUCGUCUAUUAUCAAAGGUGGCAAUCUGUGCAUUUGGACAAAAAAAUGUUAUUGAUAUGUCAAUACAGAUUGAUUUGAAUAUAAUCGUCUCCUUCAAAGAAUACGGUUCAAAACCUGCAUUAAAUAAAGGUUAAUAGUUAACCUGUUAUUCAUCUAAGAUGUCGUUCCGAAGAGUUUUGUGACUGCCAAUGGAAUACAAAGUCAAUAAUUUGUUUUUCUGAUUUACCAAUCAUUGUCCAAAAGUCAGAUUGCCGGUUUGAUAAUAGUCGACUCACAUAUACAUAUUUAGUAUACAUCCAUAACCCUGGAAAAUACAUUUUAUAUUUAUCAUACAAAUAUCCUCAUUUGGCGGGAUUCGAACCCGCGACCCCCUUGUGUAGUGACCAUGUCCCUUACCACUACACCAGACGGCCGUUAAGAUUUGAAAUGAAGUCAGAUUUCGUGUAAUGCUAUAUAUUAUUAAAAUCUUAACUCUUGCAGUAGGUUAUUUAUAUUGCUUGGCGAUCAAUAAAGCAAUAAUAUAGUGAUUAGAAGUAAUUAUAUAUAGGGUUUUUAAAUUUAAAAUAUUUCUAAUACUCGCAUAAUUAUUCUUUCUCUUCUUAAUAUUAUUUUUAUUUAAAUAUUUAUAAAUAAAUAUAUAAAUCGCGUGCCUGAGUACAAAACGAGAACUGAUUAUUAUUUAAUUAUUUAUUCAUAUAUUAUAUUAUAAUAAUUAUUUAUUUGAUUUGAAAAUUUGAAUUAUUGAAUUCACUUUCUUUAUACGUUACAUAAGUUCAUUAGUGAAUAAUUUUUUAAUUCUCACACAAUAGUUUCAUAUAUGUAUCCACCCUUAGUGGCAAUUUACCGGUAUAUUCUAUCCGAACCCUUCCGUUCAUUCCGGUCUUCCAUGUGCCAAUUUCAGACCUACCCAAGAAGGUAGACCUCAGAGAGAUAAGGAUAAGGAAUCUGAAUCAAACUGUAACUUGGCUUCUAUAAAGUGGCCUAAACCAACAACUUUUCUUUGCUUAUUGUAUAUUGCAAUUUAUUUAAGAAUUUUUUACGCAAAACCGAUCCCUAGUUACAUCCAUAAGCAACAGACGGCUUUGUAAUAACUGUUUUUGCAUACAAAACUGUGUAAAAGUGAAUUGAAACUUAAUUAUGUCCAUACCAACUAUGGUAAGCUGUUACAGCCAUAGGUAACAGAUGGCUUUUUGCAUAAAAAGCUGUGUAAAAGUAAAUUGAAACUUAAUUAAGUCCAUACCGACUAUGGUAAGUUGUUACAGCCAUAGGUAACAGAUGACUUUGUAAUAACUGUUUUUGCAUACAAAACUGUGUAAAAGUAAAUUGAAACUUAAUUAUGUCCAUACCAACUAUGGUAAGCUGUUACAGCCAUAGGUAACAGAUGGCUUUGUAAUAACUGUUUUUGCAUAAAAAGCUGUGUAAAAGUAAAUUGAAACUUAAUUAAGUCCAUACCGACUAUGGUAAGUUGUUACAGCCAUAGGUAACAGAUGACUUUGUAAUAACUGUUUUUGCAUACAAAACUGUGUAAAAGUAAAUUGAAACUUAAUUAUGUCCAUACCAACUAUGGUAAGCUGUUACAGCCAUAGGUAACAGACGGCUUUGUAAUAACUGUUUUUGCAUACAAAGCUGUGUAAAAGUAAAUUCAAAUCUAAUUAUGUCCAUACCAACUAUGGUAAGCUUAGGCGACUUUUGCGCUGACGACGUCAUGUAUGCUUCAUCUGUAAAUACAUCUGAUGAACACUUUUGUAUUCAAAUGCUUAAAUUAUUAAUAUUAUAUAUGUUUAAAUAAAUAUACCACGGAUUUGUAUGAAAUUUAAUGACUGAUUUUAGAUACAUUCCCUUGGAUUAGUGAGGUAAAGAUUUUGAAAAUUUUUGUAUUUAUUUCAGUUACAAACUAACAGCUGAAUCAAAACGUUUGUAAGGUUUUAAUGGUAGCUUAAAUAGCUUGUUGGAACAGCUAAAAAUUGCUCAAAACUAUCAUGGAAUAUAUCCGUUUCCGGAACAUAGGCUAGUAAGCCAUUAAGUAGAGAAAUAUCUCGAUCUGUCGGAAAGUUAACCGUCAUCUGAGUGGCGCGUGUGUUAGUAUAAGCCGCGCCAAUAAACAAACGAAGCGAAAAUGGCGUCUAUCUACCUGCACUGACAUGGUAGGGUCAACAAAUAAAAAGAUAGAUAGAAAUAAAAAGUUGUUUAUUGUUAGAAAAUAUAAAAAAAAACAAAUGAGAAUCUACUUGAAAUUAUUUUGGUGCCCCAAUAAUAAAAACAAUAAUAAUAAAAAAUAACAACAGAAUUGGAGAGAAAACAUAGCGCGUCGAGACAGUGUGCGCGACAAAGUCAGAACCAUAGAUUAUACACUUAAUAUAUUUGAACUGAUAUUUUUUUUGCAUGCAGUACGCGCCGUGUGCGACUAAAGACAGCAAUAGUUUAGAGUGAGAGCGCAUGAUCGCCGACGCCAUUUUAGAUUCGUUUCUUUAUUGGCGCGGCUUAUAAGAAGUUGUAUUGUAACAAACAAACCAAUUAAACAAUGUUGUUUAUGACUGUUAGAUUCAAUGAAUGUUUGUUUUUUUGUGUCCUUUAAUAAGCGUCAUUGGUAGAUGAGCCGACUGAGCAGCGAUCCAAGAGAAGCAGCUCAAAAUAGCUUAUAAAUUUGUUUUUAUUUUUGUCAUGUAUCGAUUAAAGCCGCGUUACUACGAACUGUUGACUUCGAAUUAUCGUAGUUUUUUCUUUAAGUUAGUAGAAAUAUCAAGGACUUUGUUCAAUCAAUAUGAACUUGGUAUGAAAAUAAUCGUCACUACUCAAGAGAGAAUACUGACUUUGCUUGAGAGAAAAAAAGAUUAGUCUUACAUUCGGAGGGUAGAUGUAAGAAAAACUCUCUUAUAUAUGAAACAAGACAAAAUAUGUUCAGCUAUAAGCAGCAGAUUACAAAUCGCAACCCACCAAUUUAAUGCCAGCGUAGCAAACGGUAUGAUAUAAUUUGAGACAUGUCUCAUCUCUGGAUGUGGGCGGCGGCAUUCAGAUUGUUGAUGCCUAUUGGCUCCGGCAACAAUGCAACACCAGGCGGGCCUUGUGCAUAAAAUGUAGCUGUUGUAAACGAUGUGAAUUGUGCCUAGAUAAUAAGUUUGAUUUAAUAACUUUUUGUGCUAUCUUUGAAAUUACACCACUUGCUGCGGUGGCGCCAUCUUAAUUGGUCGCUUUUCGACCGACACUUUUCAUGCACAGAGUGUUCACUCAAAUAGAACUGACAUGAGCACAGAUAAUAUUAUUAAAAAAAUGUUGAAAGGGCAGUUGGAAAAACGCUUAUCAUUUAAAAAAUAUUUUUCUUUUUGUAAUCGUUAUAAUUAAAAUACCAUUCUAAAUUAGCAGUUCAUAUUUAUUUAUUGAUAUAGAAAACCUAAAAUUAAGGACAAAAUUUAAUUAUUUAUUUACAAAAAUGUAUAAUUGUGCCAGAAUUUUUAUACCAAAACCAAUGUGUUUAAUAUUUAAAUAAUAUGUAACUAUUAAUGUGUAGUUUUCUAGAAAUGUUCCAAACAUUUGUAUAAUUACUUAAAUAGUAAAUUGUAAGCAAUGAUUAUCGUAUAUAGUAUAUACGCCUACUUAAAUAAAUUAACUAUAUUUUUU